GGAAAUAUGGUACAAGCUCAGGCACCUUUUCUAUGUACAUUAGGUACGUACACUGCAUAACGAAUCAAUCCAUCAUUGAUCUGUACCAAGGUUCCAUCCACGCUACAAAUCCACAUUACAACUUUCAUCGUCGACCUCAUAUUCUCACUUCAUUUCGAUCCUCAAUAGCGUCUUUAGUGACAAUGCUCGUUUCUCUUACCGUCGGCAAAGUUGAUGCCGGCGUAACUGUUCUAUUAACCCCUGAUAAGCGUUUGAUUGAAUUCCCCUCAAUUCUGUUACCCCCCAACAUCGUUUCGGGCUCCAUAGUCGACAUCACCGUCUCUCGCAACAACGAAUCUGAAGCUAAAGCAGAGGCUCAGUUCUCAGCUCUUCAAGAUCGCAUAUUCUCAUGCUUCGGCGCAUCCGAACCUAGCACGCCCGUCCUCCGCUGCCGCAAUGCCACCCAGACCUCUGUAGUCCUCGAGUGGGACCCUAUCGAGCUCGCCACUGCCGACCUCAUCUCCCUCUCCCUUUAUCGCAAUGGCCAGAAAGCUGGGAACAUCCCUCGGCCCCUGCACAUGCACAGCACCAAGAUCAGCGGCCUUGCUGUCGACACCGAAUAUUCCUUCCAUCUGGUUCUGCGCACUACCGCCGGCAUAGAAACCAGCAAGCAGGUCGUUGUCCGCACCCACCAAAUGACCGACCUAAGCGGCAUCACUAUUACGACGGGUAUCCUGCCACCUCACACGCGCGAGGAGCUCACCAAAGCUGUCGAGCGCAUCGGCGCUAAGAUCGUCGAUAGCGUGCGCAUUGAUACUACGCAUUUUGUCACCACCGAAGGGCGCGGCGUACCGUGGGAGAAAGCUGUCGAGAUGAAUAUUCCCGUUGUACGACCAGAAUGGGUCGAUGCCUGCGAAAAGAAUGGUCGCAUCCUGGGUGUCACUAAGUUUUAUCUAGAUGCCCCAAGACCUGCUCCUGUUGGAGGCGGGGAGGAGACGCAGAGAUCAGCGCCGUCCCCCGCGCCGAUACAACACAGCCAGAAGGACCUUCCACCACCGCCAGCCCAGCCUAGCAGUAAUAAAGAAACAGAAGCCAAGCAGGACGAGGACGAGGAGAGUGAAAGCAGCGAGGAGGAAGACGAUGAGGAUAAGACAGGAGAUGAAGAGAAGGCAAAAGUCACAGACGAGCAGAAAGUAAGGCUUGAGGAUAAAGAUACCCAGAAGGUCGCCCUACGACCUGGAGGCCAAUCGCAAGCCGCCAAAAAGGAUAGCGAGGAGAAAGAGAGCGGGGACAGCUCAGACGAAAAGGGGCCCGCACCAUCUCCUGGAGACGAGGCGUCUUUCCAAAAUGUAGAGCUGUAGGUGCAGUUGAGACUUGAAAUAUAGCAUGGAGUUCUCGGGGGUUUCCCAAAAAUACCCGGCUAGGUCAUGAAAAUGGUAGUUGUCAGCUCAAACUAUUAAUAUACCUGUACAGUAACGACAUUUUCUUUUUACGUCCUUUGAGAUCAUACUUCUCGUAGUUUUAAUAAUCCACGAAUGCCUUUGAAAGGCACGUUAUUUCAUACAAGUGUCAGGAGAUGUAAAUAUAAUGUAUCUAAAUACCUAUCUAUCAAUACACUAUUUCUAGUACGAAU
This is a messenger RNA of Daldinia loculata, 1612 nucleotides long. RefSeq lists its product as uncharacterized. Gene Ontology annotation, biological process: conjugation with cellular fusion; Golgi to plasma membrane transport. NCBI's taxonomy places the organism in Eukaryota, Fungi, Ascomycota, Sordariomycetes, Xylariales, Hypoxylaceae. Bases 33 to 1340 code for a protein of 435 amino acids. The transcript is spliced from 2 exons. The record is from RefSeq and is a predicted model, not a curated record. Gene Ontology annotation, cellular component: exomer complex; trans-Golgi network. Gene Ontology annotation, molecular function: protein dimerization activity.